UCAUCGCGUCAUCACACGCACAGUGUUUUUGCUUCGUCUCUUUCAAACCGCGGAGAGACUCUUGCGUUUACACCCUCGGUUUUCCCUCUCGGUUUGGACUUCCCGGCCUCAUCCGAUGCUCGAACGCCCGCGGCGGAUCUCGGGGAGCGGCGCGAGGCUCGGUGACGCGGGACGCGGCGAAAGCGGGGAGUUUUCUGAGGCGAUUUAUUGCGCAUGUUCGCGAGCCGCCCGAAUGAACGCGGAUCGAUAAAACGCCGAGAUCUGAUCAAAACACGGCGGAGCCCGACGAACGGAUCGGUUCCGCGAGCGGGGUCCCGGCGAGCCCAGCCUGAUCGCGCCGAUCGAUACCGCGCCGAUAUCCGAUCGAUCGCCGAGGAGAUGCGCGCGCACUGAUCGCCUCAGGGAUCGAUAGCUGAGAGAUAACACAUGCUGGAGCUCCGCCGCUGUCUGGAGGAUGCCAUGGUCACAUUAGGCAGGUGUGCUCUUCCUCCUCCUCCUCCUCUGGUGUGUCGGAUCAGGUGGAUGUGAGACACACGCGCGCGCACACACACACACACACACACACACACACACACACACACACACACACACACACACACACACACACAUCAUGCAGGCUGCGCCCUUCCAGUAUGACUUCUACAGUGAGGAGAACGCGCCCAAAUGGAGAGGACUGCUGGUGCCGUCACUCAACAAGGUGCUGAGUCAGGUUCACCCGAAGCUGUCGUCUCAGCAGGAAGCUCUGCAGUACAUCGAGGGUCUGAUCCUGGUUCUGUUGAACACUCUGUGUCAGGCUCAGCCGCGCACCGUUCAGGACGUGGAGGAGCGUGUUCAGAGAAGUUUUCCUCACCCCAUCGAGAAAUGGGCCAUCGCCGACGCUCAGGCAGCCAUCGAGAAGAGGAAGAGGAGGAACCCGCUGGCGCUGCCCGUCGACAAGAUCCACCCGCUGCUCAAGGAGGUUCUGGGGUAUAAGAUCGAUCAUCAGGUGUCGGUGUACAUCGUGGCAGUGCUGGAGUACAUCUCUGCUGAUAUCCUGAAGCUGGCCGGGAACUACGUGAGAAACAUUCGGCACUAUGAGAUCUCUCAGCAGGACAUCACCGUGGCCAUGUGUGCUGAUAAGGUGCUGAUGGACAUGUUCCAUCAGGUGGAGGAGGACAUCAGUGUGUUUCCUCUGGACGAGGAGCCGUCUGCGGCCGAGGAGCAGAUGUACUAUGACCUGGUGAAGGCCUUCAUGGCGGAGGUGCGUCAGUAUCUGCGCGACCUGAACCUCAUCAUCAAGGUUUUCCGCGAGCCCUUCGCCUCCAACACCAUGCUCUUCUCCCCACACGACGUGGAGAACAUCUUCAGCCGGAUCGUGGACAUCCACGAGGUGACGGUCAAGCUGCUGGGGCUGAUCGAGGACACGGUGGAGAUGACCGACGAGUGCAGUCCUCACCCGCUCGUGGGCAGCUGCUUCGAGGACCUGGCCGAGGAGCUGGCCUUUGACCCCUAUGAGACGUACGCACAGGAUAUCCUGCGCAGCGGCUUCCACGACCACUUCCUGAGUCAGCUGUCCAAACCCGGCGCGGCCAUCUACCUGCAGUCCAUCUGUGAAGGCUUCAAAGAGGCGGUGCAGUAUGUUUUACCUCGGUUACUCCUCACACCCGUCUACCACUGUCUGCAUUACUUCGAGAUCUUAAAGCAACUGGAGGAGAAGAGCGAGGAUGAGGAGGAUAAAGAGUGUCUGAAGCAGGCCAUCACAGCCCUCCUGAACCUACAGAGCAGCAUGGAGAGAAUCUGCUCCAAGAGCCUCGCCAAGAGACGCCUCAGCGAGUCGGCGUGCCGCUUCUACAGUCAGCAGAUGAAGGGCAAACAUCUGGCCAUCAAGAAGAUGAAUGAGAUCCAGAGGAACAUCGACGGCUGGGAGGGCAAAGACAUCGGCCAGUGCUGUAACGAGUUCAUCAUGGAGGGGACGCUCACGCGGGUCGGGGCCAAACACGAGCGCCACAUCUUCCUGUUCGACGGCCUCAUGAUCUGCUGCAAGUCCAACCACGGCCAGCCCCGUCUGCCCGGAGCCAGCGCCGCCGAGUACCGGCUCAAGGAGAAGUUCUUCAUGAGGAAGGUCCAGAUCAACGACAAGGACGACAAGGAGGGCGAGUACCGGCACGCCUUCGAGAUCAUCCUGAAGGACGGGAACAGCGUGGUGUUCGCCGCCAAGUCAGCGGAGGAGAAGAACGGAUGGAUGGCGGCGCUGAUCUCGCUGCAGUACCGCUCUACUCUGGAGCGCAUGCUGGACACGGCCAUGCUGCAGGAGGAGAAGGAGGAGCAGAUGAGGCUCCCCGGGGCCGAGGUGUACCGCUUCGCCGAGCCCGACUCCGAGGAGAACGUCGUGUUCGAGGAGAACGUCCAGUCCAAGUCCGGCAUUCCCAUCAUCAAAGCUGGAACGGUGCUGAAGCUCAUCGAGCGGCUGACCUUCCACAUGUACGCUGAUCCUAAUUUCGUCAGGACGUUUCUGACCACGUACCGGUCGUUCUGUAAACCUCAGGAGCUGCUGGAUCUGCUCAUGGAGAGGUUUGAGAUUCCUGAACCCAAACCCACGGAAGCGGAUCAGAUGGCCCUGGAGAACGGAGACCAGCCGCUGAGCGCAGAGCUCAAACGCUUCCGGAAAGAGUUCGUUCAGCCGGUGCAGCUCAGGGUGUUGAACGUGUGCAGGCACUGGGUCGAGCAUCACUUCUAUGACUUUGAGAGAGACGCUCAGCUGCUGCGGCGGCUGGAGGAGUUCAUCGGUAUGGUGAGAGGUAAGGCCAUGAGGAAGUGGGUGGAGUCCAUCACUAAGAUCAUCCAGAGGAAGAAACAGGCUCAAGCCAACGGCCCCAGCCACAACAUCACGUUUGAGAGCUCGCCGCCGCCCAUCGAGUGGCACCUGUGCAAAGCGGGACAGACGGAUCAGUUUGACCUCAUGACCCUUCACCCCAUCGAGAUCGCCCGGCAACUCACGCUGCUGGAGUCCGACUUCUACAGGGCGGUCCAGCCGUCGGAGCUGGUGGGCAGCGUCUGGACUAAAGAAGACAAGGAGAUCAAUUCCCCGAACCUGCUGCGAAUGAUCCGGCACACCACCAACCUCACGCUGUGGUUCGAGAAGUGCAUCAUAGAGACGGAGAACGUGGAGGAGCGCGUGGCCAUCAUCUCGCGCAUCAUCGAGAUCCUGCAGGUCUUUCAGGAGCUCAACAACUUCAACGGCGUUCUGGAGGUGGUGAGCGCCAUGAACUCCUCGCCCGUCUACAGACUGGACCACACCUUCGAGCAAAUCCCGAGCAGACAGAGGAAGAUUCUGGAAGAAGCUCACGAACUCAGUGAAGAUCAUUAUAAGAAAUAUCUGGCUAAACUCAGGUCCAUCAACCCCCCCUGUGUGCCCUUCUUUGGGAUUUAUUUAACAAAUAUUCUGAAAACUGAGGAGGGAAAUCCAGACUUCCUGAAGAGACACGGCAAGGAACUGAUCAACUUCAGCAAACGGCGGAAAGUGGCGGAAAUAACGGGAGAAAUCCAGCAGUACCAGAACCAGCCGUACUGCCUGCGUGUGGAGAACGACAUCCGGAAGUUCUUUGAGAACCUGAACCCAAUGGAGGACAUGACGGAGAAGGAGUUCGCCGACUAUCUGUUCAACAAAUCUCUGGAGAUCGAGCCGCGCAACGCCCGCACGCUCCCUCGAUUCCCGAAGAAGUACAGCUGUCCUCUGAAGUCUCCGGGUGUUCGCCCGUCCUCCGUCCGCCCGGGAACCAUGCGGCACCCGACGCCGCUGCAGAACGAGCCUCGGAAGAUCAGCUACAGCCGAAUCCCGGACAGCGAGACGGAGAGCAGCGCCGCUUCAGCCCCCAACUCCCCCAGAACCCCCCUGACUCCUCCACCCGCCUCCACCGCCUCCAGCUCCACCGAGAUCUGCAGCGUGUUCGACUCCCCACAGCCUCCCUCCAGCCCCUUCCACUCCAACAGUGACUCUAUAUUCGCUCCGGUGUCUCUGCCUCACGGCCCACGGUCUUCUUCAGUGUCGUCGAUGAUGAGUUUCCUGAGGAACGACGAGCCUCCGGUUCCUCCUCCCAUCCCUCCUCGCCGCCGGCCUGAGUCUGCUCCCGCCGAGUCCUCGCCCUCCAAGAUGAUGUCGAAGCACCUGGACAGUCCUCCGGCGAUCCCUCCCCGUCAGCCCACCUCCAAGGUGUACUCCCCCCGUUACUCUCUGACGGAGCCGCCCGACAGCCCGCCCACCCUGCCGCCGCGGGAGCCGGUGCGGACGCCGGACGUCUUCUCCAGCUCCCCGCUGCACCUCCAGCCUCCUCCUCAGGGCCGCCGCUCCGAGCCCAGCCAGGCCUUCUUCCCUCCGCAGACGCCCGGGCCGCCCGUCCCGCCCCGACACAGCACCUCGCAGUCGCCCAUCCCCAAGCUCCCGCCCAAGACCUACAAGAGAGAGUCGGUGCACCGCGACGGGCCGCCGCUCCUGGAGAACGUGAACCCCUCGUAGAGACGGUGCCGAGACGAAGAGAAGACAGACGAAAGCAACAUGUGCCCUUAAAGGGACGGUUCAGCCCAGAAGAGUCUAGUCACCCUCGAGCUGUUCCAGACCUCUACCAGUCUCCUUCUGCUGCUCCACGCAGGAAAUACAUUCUGAAGAAUGAUGGCAGCCAAACAGCUGACGGCACCCAUAGACCUCCAUAGUAUCGAUUGCCCAUAUAAUGGAAAUUAAGGGGAACGGGAAUUUUUACCAACAUUCUUAAAAGUAAUUAGAAGACACUU
Messenger RNA from Puntigrus tetrazona (Sumatra barb), 4764 nucleotides. It is a transcript of the gene sos1, whose product is annotated as son of sevenless homolog 1 (Drosophila). Gene Ontology annotation, biological process: positive regulation of GTPase activity; Ras protein signal transduction. Gene Ontology annotation, cellular component: plasma membrane. Lineage: Eukaryota; Metazoa; Chordata; Actinopteri; Cypriniformes; Cyprinidae. The transcript has 24 exons. The record is from RefSeq and is a predicted model, not a curated record. Bases 611 to 4492 code for a protein of 1293 amino acids. Gene Ontology annotation, molecular function: protein heterodimerization activity; guanyl-nucleotide exchange factor activity.